This is a messenger RNA of Penicillium odoratum, 789 nucleotides long. RefSeq lists its product as uncharacterized. Gene Ontology annotation, molecular function: oxidoreductase activity. The transcript has 3 exons. The record is from RefSeq and is a predicted model, not a curated record. NCBI's taxonomy places the organism in Eukaryota, Fungi, Ascomycota, Eurotiomycetes, Eurotiales, Aspergillaceae. The coding region runs from base 1 to 789 and encodes 262 amino acids.
AUGUCUGUAACGAAGAACCUGGCUGGAAAAGUGGCACUGAUCACGGGAGGCAGUCGAGGAAUCGGCGCUUCAGUCGCCAUCAAACUCGCCUCACACGGCGCAAACAUCGCCAUCAACUAUGUAUCGUCCGCAGCAGCCGCAAAUGCCAUAGCAGAACAAGCCCGCUCCCACGGCGUGGAUGUUAUCACUGUGAAAGCCGACGUCUCCCAAGAGGAAGAAGUAAGCGCCAUGUUCAAGACGAUCAUGGACAAGUUCGGUCGACUGGAUAUCGCGGUUAGCAACUCCGGGAUUGAGUAUUUUGCCGAUCAUUCAGAGACGACGGGGGCGGAUAUUGAUCGGGUUUUUGGGGUUAAUGUCAAGGGACAGUAUUUUGUUGCGCAGCAAGCGUACAAGUAUAUGGCGGAUUACGGAAGGGUUAUGUUGACUUCGUCAAUUUCGGCGGUCAAGGGUGUUCCUAGGCAUGCUGUUUAUGCUGCUUCGAAAGCAGCGGUUCAGGGUAUGACCAAGUGUCUUGCUGUGGAUUUUGGACCGCGGAAUAUUACGGUCAAUUGUAUUGCGGCGGGUGGUGUGAAGACGGAUAUGUAUGAUGAGAACUCGGCUGAGUAUAUCCCUGGUGGGGAUAAGAUGACACCCGAGGAGAUCGAGACUCUGUUGUCAAAGUGGUCUCCAUUGGGUCGGGUAGGGCUUCCGGAUGAUAUUUCGAACAUUGCGGCCUUUAUUGCAAGCCCUGAGUCGCAGUGGUUGACCGGCCAAACUUUCCAGGCUACUGGAGGUGCCUAUAUGGUUUAG